Porites evermanni is the source of this 855-nucleotide messenger RNA. The record is from the annotation of a GenBank genome assembly. NCBI's taxonomy places the organism in Eukaryota, Metazoa, Cnidaria, Anthozoa, Scleractinia, Poritidae.
AUGGACGUGCAACAACUCUUCAGAAAUCUUCAGAAAGAAGCAGAGUGUCCGUUGUGUUUAGAGACAGUCAACAAUCCCAAGACUUUGCCAUGUCUUCACUCAUUCUGCCUUGAGUGUCUCGACAAACAUGCAGGCUUCGCAAGAAGACAGCUUCAAACAACAAUCAAAUGUCCGGUUUGUCAGACAUCUUUUCAAAUCCCCGAAGGCGACUCGUGCCACAUCUUAUCAUCUCAACCGACUGGUGGAUGUUCUGGCUCUUAAAGAUGGCGGCGCACAGGCCAAAAAUGUGGCAGUUGUGAUGAGAACAACACCGCUUCCUCUUACUGUUUCGUGUGCCAGAACUUUCUAUGCACUCCUUGUUUUGAAGCUCACCAACGCUUGAAGGCCACAAGAGGUCAUCGCAAUGUUGUGAUAGAGAAAUUACAAGCACAAGAUGUGGAGGAUUUGAUCCUCAAACCCAUCAUGUGUUCACAGCAAUAUCACGAAAAUCAACCGUUGGAAUUUUAUUGCGAAGAAUGCAAAGUUCCCAUAUGCCACAAGUGCAGUGUAGUUAGCCAUAAUCGACACACCAUAACAGACACUCAGAAAGCCGCACAAGUACAGAAGAUCCAAAUGAUGGACGCUUUGGAGAAAGUGAAAGCGAAAACCGUUGUUUACGAGAAAAAAGUACAGAAACAAACCGAGUUAAUGGAUAGGAACAAGAAAGAAAUUAUGUCGUGCGAAAAGAAGAUGACAGAUUUAGUGGACGAGUUGAUUCGCGAUUUGCGGGAACAUGAGAGAGCCAUGAAAACCAAAUUUGCUGAAAUUUAUGAAGCGCAACAAAAAAAAUCACGCAACACAACUAGAAAACUUUGA